Messenger RNA from Penaeus vannamei (Pacific white shrimp), 1299 nucleotides. Its product is annotated as cuticle protein 7. Lineage: Eukaryota; Metazoa; Arthropoda; Malacostraca; Decapoda; Penaeidae. Gene Ontology annotation, cellular component: extracellular matrix. The record is from RefSeq and is a predicted model, not a curated record.
AUGUUACUCCCGCGGGCGUCCUUACACACGGGCGGAGUAUCGCGUCCCCCAACCCACUGGAUCUGCUCCUCCACUCCGCCAAUCCGCCAUGUUCAAGGUCGUAAGCGUUGCUCUGUUUGUGGGCGUGGCCAUGGCUGCACCCGCCCCGACAGCCCCCCCGUCUACGCCCCCAUCGCCCCUAGCUACCCGGCUCCCCAUGCAGCAUCGCCCUACAAGGAGGAACCCCCGAAGCCGUACCAGUUCGACUACGGAGUCCGCGACGACUACUCCGGGGCCAGCUACGGCCACAACGAGGUGUCCGACGGCAAUGCAGUCACCGGCUCGUACACCGUGGCCCUCCCCGACGGCCGCAUCCAGAAGGUGACCUACGUGGCUGACCACCACAACGGCUUCCAGGCUGACGUGACCUACGAGGGCGAGGCGGUCUACCCUGAUCACAAGCCCUGCCCCGGCCUACCCUGCUCCCGCCCCUACGUCCCUGCUCCCGCCCCUUAUGCCCCCCCUGCCCCUUACGCGUAAACACAAACACACACAGCCGCGUAUUGGCCUAAGACUGUACAUUCACAAAACCACAUUAGCAAACACACUAAAACCACACGAUCCAUAAUACGGUGAUAUUCAUCGUGGAGUUCAUAUGUACAAUUCGCUGUAGAUGUUUUUCAUUCACUUGAACUUCUCUUGCAGCCCAGAAAAGUUGGAUUUCCACCCUUCACGUUGCAGCUCCAUUAGACCCAAAGCUUUCAUCGCGAAGGAAAGUUUGUGUGACUCACGAUCCCCUCCCCCUCCCCCCACCCCCAACUCGCCCUUACACACACAUCCUCCCAUAUGGCCCCUUAAUCCUCAUACCUGUCCUUCAUACACACAUACAUCUACACGUACGUCCUGCAAGUGUAUAAACAUUAUACCUUACACCCAAUAUUACAUAUUAUACAAUAUACCUUACAAGACCCUUACAUAUUAUACCUUAUACCCAAGACCAUUACAUAUUUUACACUAUACCUCCUAAUACUCAAGACCUUAUCCUCACAGUUCGAAGACUUUACACCUUAACCCCCCCCCCACCUGACACCACCUAAUACCCCAUACACACUUUCAUCCUACACCCUCAUAUCGGACACAUAUCCGCCCUAUAUCGCACUAUACCCCUAACCUUAGUGCACAUGUCCACUCUACGUUACUCUUGUGUGCACGUUAAACCCCAUAUUGUUGUUGUAUUGGUCACUUUAGCUAGUCAGUUACCCUGAUAUGUGGCCCACCCUGUUAUAGGUGAUCUAUUUUUUAAUAAAAUGUGAGCGCAAA